Messenger RNA from Epithele typhae, 678 nucleotides. RefSeq lists its product as uncharacterized. The record is from RefSeq and is a predicted model, not a curated record. The transcript has 5 exons. The coding region runs from base 1 to 678 and encodes 225 amino acids. Gene Ontology annotation, molecular function: pseudouridine synthase activity; RNA binding. Lineage: Eukaryota; Fungi; Basidiomycota; Agaricomycetes; Polyporales; Epitheliaceae. Gene Ontology annotation, biological process: pseudouridine synthesis.
AUGUUCCCGAACAGUGAAGGCGUCAUUACAGAUCCCUUGGUGGCCACCAACGGCCACGUGGAUGUCUUCUUUGAUGACAACCGGCCGCGCUUUAUAAAGCCGGCCGUACAACGUAGUGCCGACUCCCGAGGCGAGAACUGGAAAAGAAUGCUCGUACGGACUAUGAAGUCGUGGCUCAAAGAUCUGCCUCUUAUCCUCGUCAAACUCUCCCCACAUACCGGCCUGAAGCGCCAGCUUCGAGCGCAUGCAGCGCAAUCCCUCCGCACUCCGAUUCUUGGCGACUCCACAUACCGCCUCUCGAGUAAGAGCAAAAUGAUGCGCGAUCUCAGGUCUGCCAUGACGAUACCCAAGACUGUAUUUCUUCAUUCAUGGGAGCUGACAGUCACUCGGUACAGCCCGUCGCCCUUCGAGCUCACCAUUCGCGCGCCGCUCCCUGUCCACUUCCUCAACGUCCUGGCCCACGCUCGCGUAGGGAUGUCACUGCCUCGGAAGAAGGGCGACUUCUCGAAAGACUCGCCUGCUGCGAAGCUGCUCUCCAUCGGCGGCAAGUGGUACGGCCCGACACAGUAUACGCAAUUCCAGAAAAAGAAUAAAGCAAAACCUGACUCAAGGUGGAGGCGGCCCAGCAAGCUUCCCGCCUCCCCUUCCCUGCCAGCUUCCUCUCGUGUUGAGGAGUAA